This is a messenger RNA of Marmota flaviventris (yellow-bellied marmot), 417 nucleotides long. It is a transcript of the gene Pla2g5, whose product is annotated as phospholipase A2 group V. Lineage: Eukaryota; Metazoa; Chordata; Mammalia; Rodentia; Sciuridae. Gene Ontology annotation, molecular function: calcium ion binding; phospholipid binding. The record is from RefSeq and is a predicted model, not a curated record. Gene Ontology annotation, biological process: lipid catabolic process; arachidonate secretion; phospholipid metabolic process.
AUGAAGGGGCUCCUCACACUGGCUUGGUUCCUGGCUUAUGGUGUGCCUGCCGUGCCAGGGGGCUUGCUGGACCUGAAGUCCAUGAUCGAGAAGGUGACUGGCAAGAAUGCCCUGAAGAACUACGGCUUCUACGGCUGUUACUGUGGCUGGGGCGGCCGAGGAACUCCCAAGGAUGGCACUGACUGGUGCUGUUGGAUGCAUGACCGCUGCUAUGGGCGGCUGGAGGACGAGGGCUGUGGCAUCCGGACACAGUCGUACCAGUACCGAUUCACGCGGGGCCUGGUCAUCUGUGAACACGGGCCCUUCUGUCAAGUGGGUCUCUGCACCUGUGACCGGAAGCUUGUCUACUGCCUGAAGAGAAACCUCUGGAGCUACAACCCUCAUUACCAGUACUUCCCCAACAUCUUCUGCUCCUAG